Molecule: messenger RNA, 2519 nt
Organism: Culex pipiens pallens (northern house mosquito)
Lineage: Eukaryota; Metazoa; Arthropoda; Insecta; Diptera; Culicidae
Gene: Snx1
Product: sorting nexin-2
Exons: 5
Coding region: 340-1695 (451 amino acids)
Biological process (GO): early endosome to Golgi transport
Cellular component (GO): endosome; endosome membrane
Molecular function (GO): phosphatidylinositol binding
Source: RefSeq, a predicted model, not a curated record
UUCCGUCCGCAAAACUCAAAAACUGCUUUUGCUGACUGCAUCAGAAUUUUUUGGUUGUGCAGAGGAAAAGAAAGCAGCCCAAGUGUUUCGGAACGUUAUCGGUGGUGUCGGUGUGGCAAACGAGAGGAACCAUCAUCCGCGGAACCCGAUAAGAGUCGUCGUCAUCGGCUGUGGCACCAAAUUUUGCUGGUGUGAUUGAUCGUUGGGGGGUUUGAUUCUUCGACGAGAGAGAGAGCGAGCGAUUGCGAUCGGAUUUCGACAAGGUCGGUCGGAAGAGGAGAAAAAAAGACAGGUCAGGGGAAGAGGGCGGAUUCAGUGAAGAAGAGCGAAACAGGAACCAUGAUGGAGAACAACGGAAUCGGGGACGACGAACAGCAGCAGCAGCAACAGCUUGGCCAGGGAGGGCAACCUCCGCUGUUUGACAAUGUGGACAUUACCUCGCCGGAUGACGAGAACGAUAUCUUCGAAUCGGCCAUCCAGGAACCGCUUUCGCCCGUCAUGGAGGACGUUCCGACCGACGAGGCCGGCGACGCGUUCAUCGAGAUUUCCGUGUCCGACCCGCAGAAGGUCGGCGACGGGAUGGGUUCGUAUUUGGCUUACAAAGUUUCAACCAAGACCAACAUUUUAAAGUUCAAGAAGCGCCAAUUCUUCACGAUGCGACGUUUCAGCGAUUUCCUCGGACUGCACGAUCUGCUCGUGAGCAAGUACCUGCGACUGGGGCGGAUCGUUCCGCCGGCGCCGGAGAAGAACAUCAUCGGCACGACCAAGGUGAAGAUGGGCAGCCAACCGGCGAGCGAUCCGGGAACCGGCGUCAACCUGGAGUGGGUGGAGAAUCGUCGUGCCUCGCUGGAGCGCUUUUUGAACCGGGUCGCGCAGCAUCCGUUCCUCUGCCAGGACGGGGACUUUGUCAACUUUCUCGAGAGUGACCAGGAGCUCCCGCGAGCGGUCAAUACAGCCGCGCUGAGCGGUGCCGGAGUGAUGAGACUGUUCAACAAGAUGGGCGAAACGGUGAACAAAAUUACGUACAAGAUGGACGAAACCGAUCCGUGGUUCAACGACAAGAUCACCGAGGUGGAGACGAUCGACGCGCACAUGCAGAAGCUGCACUCCGCGAUCAAGGCACUGGUCACGCACCGGCGCGAACUGGCCACCCUCACCGGUGGCGUUGCGAAAUCAGCCGCCCUGUUGAGCACGUGCGAGGAACACACCGGCCUCUCACAGGCGCUGUCCCAGCUCGCAGACGUGGAGGAAAAGGUCGAGCUGCUGCGCUCCGAGCAGGCCAACUCCGACCUGUACAUUCUAUCCGAAACCAUCAAGGACUACAUCGGGCUGUUUGGGGCGAUCAAGGACGUGUUUCACGAGCGCGUCAAGGUGUUCCAGAACUGGCAGCACGCCCAGAUGCAGCUGACGAAAAAGCGCGAAAAUAAGGCAAAACUGGAACUGCAAGAGCGGCGGGACAAGCUGGACUUUGCCCAGAAGGAGGUUGAAGAGUGGGAGGCCAAGGUGCAGCGCUGCCAGAAGGAGUUUGACAACAUUAGCGCCGAGAUCAAGAAGGAGAUGGAGCGCUUCGAGCUGACGCGCGCCCGCGACUUCAAGUCGACCAUCAUCAAGUACCUGGAGGACCAGAUGGCGCACCAGCAGCAGCAAAUGAAGUACUGGGAAGCGAUCGUGCCCGUCGCCAAAGAGAUUGCAUGAGACGAACUGACGGCGACGAUGAAAAACACCACAUGCGACGACGACGACGACGACGAUGAGGACGGCGGCGAUCACGAGAACAAUAGCAGAAAGCUAGCAAACACGCUGCGCCUCUCGAUCAAUCUCGCCGACGCCAAUGCUAGAAUUUCAUAGAUUUCCCCCCGCAGUCCUCUUCACAAACUCAUUGAUUCUACUUUAGCGCCAGUCAGUUUACGAACAGCAUCGUCAUCAUCAUCGUCAGUUAUAGAAAGUUAGGACACGCGUUUUCUUCUAUUGUUUCCCGGAAGCAACAGCAACAGAUUGAGAGGGAGAGCUCAUUUUGAGGAUUUAUUUUUCGCGAAAAGCACACGAAAAGACCAAUGAAAAGAUUGAAUUUUUUUACCGCCCCCUUUCCCUCAAGUGUGUGACAGUGUUGUGUAAAUAUUCGGCUCGGUUUUCUCGAGGUUGUCGGAUGGCCGAUUAGCACUUCGAGAGGGAGAAUCCAUAGUGAAACUGUGUACAUAUUAAGUGGUAGAAGUGAGAGAGCCCCUCAACCCAGCACGAAAUUAGACUAGCUAGACUAGAUAAGAGCAUGAAACAUUAACACACAGAAACAGAACAUUAAUCAAAGUACUUUUGUCCAGUGUGUCCCUCCUCGAAUGAUCACGCGAGCGUGAAACUGUGCAUGAACGAAACUCGUAGAAUGAUAGGAAAUUGUGUAAUUUGUUAAGCGACGAGCGCUGCGGGUUCCUUUUUUCCGGUCAAAAGUUAUUAAUUUUUUCACAAAGUGAGUAGAAAAUUGGCUUGAAAUUAUAAAUAAUACGCAUGUAAUGAAGUAUUAUAAA